Pipistrellus nathusii (Nathusius's pipistrelle) is the source of this 2751-nucleotide messenger RNA. NCBI's taxonomy places the organism in Eukaryota, Metazoa, Chordata, Mammalia, Chiroptera, Vespertilionidae. The record is from the annotation of a GenBank genome assembly.
AUGGAGCGGGGACUGUCGGCGCGGCCCACGGCGAUGGCGCCGCUGCUGGAGUACGAGCGGCAGCUGGUGCUGGAGCUGCUGGACGCGGACGGGCUGGUGGUGUGCGCCCGCGGGCUCGGCGCCGACAGGCUCCUCUACCACUUCCUCCGGCUGCACUGCCACCCGGCCUGCCUGGUGCUGGUGCUCAACACGCAGCCGGCCGAGGAGGAGUAUUUUAUCAAUCAGCUGAAGAUAGAAGGGGUGGAACACCUCCCCCGCCGAGUGACCAAUGAGAUCGCCAGCAGCGGUCGCUAUGAGGUUUACACACAAGGAGGUGUGAUCUUUGCAACCAGUCGGAUACUCGUGGUUGAUUUUUUGACUGAUAGAAUCCCUUCAGAUUUAAUUACGGGCAUCUUGGUGUAUAGAGCUCACAGAAUAAUCGAGUCUUGUCAAGAAGCAUUCAUCUUGCGCCUCUUUCGCCAGAAAAACAAGCGUGGCUUCAUUAAAGCUUUCACGGACAACGCUGUUGCCUUCGAUACCGGUUUCUGUCACGUGGAGAGGGUGAUGAGGAACCUUUUCGUAAGGAAGCUCUAUCUGUGGCCCAGGUUCCAUGUAGCAGUAAACUCGUUUUUAGAGCAGCACAAACCUGAGGUCGUAGAAAUCCAUGUUUCUAUGACACCUGCCAUGCUUGCCAUACAGACUGCUAUACUGGACAUUUUAAAUGCAUGUCUAAAGGAGCUAAAAUGUCAUAACCCGUCGCUGGAAGUCGAAGAUUUGUCUUUAGAAAACGCUAUUGGAAAACCCUUUGACAAGACAAUCCGCCAUUAUCUGGAUCCUUUGUGGCACCAGCUUGGAGCCAAGACCAAAUCCUUGGUUCAGGAUUUGAAGAUAUUACGAACUUUACUGCAAUAUCUUUCUCAGUAUGAUUGCAUCACAUUUCUUAAUCUUCUGGAAUCCUUGAGAGCAACAGAGAAGGCUUUUGGUCAAAAUUCAGGUUGGCUGUUUCUUGACUCCAGCACCUCAAUGUUUGUAAAUGCUCGAGCAAGGGUUUAUCGUGUUCCGGAUUCCAAAAUGAGUAAAAAAGGCAAAAUGUCCGAAAAAGUGGAGAUUAAAGAAGAACAAGAAACAAAAAAGGAGCUGGUCCUAGAAAGCAACCCAAAGUGGGAAGCGCUGACUGAAGUACUGAAAGAAAUCGAAGCAGAAAAUUCGGAGAGUGAAGCCCUUGGUGGUCCAGGUCAAGUACUGAUUUGUGCAAGCGACGACCGAACGUGUUCCCAGCUUAGAGAGUACAUCACCAUGGGAGCAGAGGCCUUCUUGCUGAGACUCUACCGGAAAGCCUUCGAGAAGGACGGCAAAGCUGAAGAAGUGUGGGUGACUUUCAGAAAGGAGGACGGUGCAAAGAGAACUGGGAAAUCUAACAAGAGGCCCAAAGACCCCCAAAGCAAAGAAAGGGCUCCUGCCAAAGAGAGGGCUCUCAAAAAGAAAAAGCGGAAGUUAACGUUAACUCAGAUGAUGGAGAAACCCGAAGACCUUGAAGAGGAAGGGGACAGCAAAGAAGGAUACCCUAGAGACCUGUGCAGCAGCCCGGAGAGCUGCUUAGGAGACAUCCAGCACGAGGAGUUUGAUUUAAACUUGUCCUCGGAUGCCGCUUACGGGAUUCUGAAAGACCCCCUCACCAUCAUCCACCCACUUCUGGGUUGUAGCGACCCCUACGCUCUGACGAGGGUACUCCACGAAGUAGAGCCAAGAUACGUGGUUCUGUAUGACGCAGAGCUGACCUUCGUGCGUCAGCUCGAAAUUUACAGGGCGAGUAGGCCCGGGAAACCUCUCAGGGUUUACUUUCUCAUAUACGGAGGUUCGACCGAGGAACAGCGCUAUCUCACUGCUUUGCGGAAAGAAAAGGAAGCUUUUGAAAAACUUAUCAGGGAAAAGGCUAGCAUGGUUGUCCCGGAAGAAAGGGAAGGCAGAAGUGAAUCAAACCUGGAUCUGGUGAGAGGCUCUGUGUCCGCAGGGGAUCCCGCCGACACUCGGAAAGCAGGUGGCCAAGAACAGAAAAGUGUACAGCAAACUAUAGUGGUGGACAUGCGUGAGUUCCGAAGUGAACUCCCCUCUCUGAUCCAUCGUCGGGGCAUUGACAUUGAGCCGGUGACCUUAGAGGUCGGAGACUACAUUCUGACUCCGGAAAUGUGUGUGGAACGCAAGAGCAUCAGUGAUCUGAUCGGCUCUCUAAACAACGGCCGCCUCUACAGCCAGUGCGUCUCCAUGGCCCGCUACUACAGGCGGCCAGUGCUGCUGAUCGAGUUUGACCCCAGCAAGCCCUUCUCUCUCAUCGCCCGAGGUGCCUUCCAUCAGGAGAUCUCCAGCAACGACGUUAGCUCCAAGCUCACCCUGCUCACCCUGCACUUCCCCAAACUCCGGAUCCUCUGGUGCCCGUCCCCCCAUGCCACCGCCGAGCUGUUCGAGGAGCUGAAACAGAAUAAGCCGCAGCCCGAUGCGGCGACAGCCAUGGCCAUCACGGCAGAUUCUGGAACCCUCCCCGAGUCAGAAAAGUAUAACCCGGGACCCCAGGACUUCUUGUUGAAGAUGCCCGGGGUGAAUGCCAAAAACUGUCGCUCCUUGAUGAACCACGUGAAGAGCAUUGCGGAAUUGGCCAGCCUGUCAGAAGACAAGCUCGCUAGUGUCCUGGGGAACGCCGGGAAUGCGAAGCAGCUUUAUGACUUCAUUCACACCUCUUACGCAGAGAUCCUAUCUAAAGGGAAAGGGAAGAAAUGA